AUGAAGAAGAAGAGCGUCGGCUGCGGGUGCCUUGGCGCGCCGAUGCGCUCGCUGUCGCGGGCGUGCGACUCGGCGUGCGACCUCUACGUGCGCGGCAUGUCCGGGUGCGCGCGCGGUCUGCCGUCCGGGUCGUCCGCGGGCAUCGUGGGGCGCGGCUCCGGCGCCGCGUCCCAGCGCCUCCGAGUCAGCUCCGACAAGGCCGACGACCUUCUCCGCGCCGCGGCCGCGUCCAGCAGGCGCCAGUGCCGCGUCGCGGCCGAGCCGGCGGAGCCGGAGCCGGCGACGGCGGAGGUCGUCGGCUACGGGGCCGGUAAGAUGCUGGGCAGCGCCGGAGGUCUGGUCGGCCCGGCGGCGCCCCCUUCGCGGAAGAGGGCCGUUGUGGCCACCAUGGGCACCAUCGCCGAGGACGCGCCGUGCGAGUUCGGCCCAGACGGCGCCUGCGCUGUCUCCUCGAUGAAGCCGCCGCGCCGCGGGGGGUUCGGCGCCGUCAAGCUGGGAGCGACGACGUCUUUGCACGCUGACCCAUGCAUGGGGGUACUCAGCUAG
Messenger RNA from Miscanthus lutarioriparius, 546 nucleotides. Lineage: Eukaryota; Viridiplantae; Streptophyta; Magnoliopsida; Poales; Poaceae. The record is from the annotation of a GenBank genome assembly.